CACUGAGAAGCAAGAACAGCUCCUCAAACCCACAGGAAACAAACGAAUCAUCCUGAGACAUGAAUUUUGAUUCUCUCUGCAACUUAAUGGAAGACAAGCAACUUCUCAGAAACCAACUAAAAGAACCCUGCAACACUGAAGGAAGGGACUAUGCAAGAACAUGUAGCACCUGCAACUCUAACUUAACAUCAUCAAGAGUACUUCCACCUCCAUCCUAUCAUUCCUCUGUGUAUAUUUAUAAUAGCAGUGACUGGGAAAUUUGCGAGGAGCUACGGCUUCGAGAGCUUGAAGAAGCCAAGGCAAGGACAGCCCAAAUGGAGAAGACCAUGCGUUGGUGGUCAGAUUGCACUGCCAACUGGCGAGAGAAAUGGAGCAAAGUUAGAGCUGAAAGAAAUAAAGCCCGUGAAGAGGGGAGGCAACUGAAGCUCAAGCUGGAAGCCUCAAUGAAAGACCUGAGUGCUGUGAAAAAAAUAAACCAGUGUUUACUCACUGAAAAUAAACAAGUGGAAGCUAGAAAUAUUAGGAAAAAUAACUUUCCUUUUUCUGAAAUGUGCUCAAUGACAGGAGACCAUUUAGGAUCUCUGGAAGAACAGCCUGCUAAACAUACCCAGAACAAGAUUUCUAAGGUUGAAAGUGGCAGCCAGGACAUUUAUGCAACUGAAUUAGGAGACCACCAAGAUUCAAAAAUCACCCUGGAAAUUCUUGGUUCUGGAGGCAAAUGUACUUCAGUUUUUCUGGAGAAUCCUAACACAAACAACAAUCCAACCCAAUUUCAGGAAGAUGAAGUAGUACAUAUUUCUGUGUUACAUUUGCAUCUCCACGAAUCAAGGAAAAUCUUGCAAAAGGAGCAAAAAAUCCGCUCAUCUCUGGAAAAAGAGAUAGAGAAGCUGAAGUCGGAAAAAACUCUAUGGAAAUGGAAAUAUGAGGAGUUAAGAAAGUCCAAACAGCAAAGUCGAAAGCAGUUUGGUAUACAUAAUGAUGCACAUCAGGCUGAAGUGGAAAAAAACAUGGAAGAUUUACAGGAAGACAAAGGAGCCAAAUCCCAAAAUAUCUGGGGGUUACAAUCAGAGAUGGAGAGACUACAGUCUGAAAGUGCAUCAGAGCGGGAAAGAAGAAAAAUCCUUGACACAGAAAAGCAGGAACUAGAUAUAGAAAACAGAAGACUGAAGAUAAAGAUGAAAGAUCUUCAAGAUACUCUUGACAGAAAAAGUAAACUGUCUGCAAUUCUUUCAUGCAGAGAUCUCAAGCUACCACACAGUGACCUGCUGGGAAAAAAUAAGGAUCUUAUGGAUCUGCAAUACAGUGAUGGUGAGCUAUACAAGCAGGACCAAGAUAUUCUGGCAGAACUGAUGCAUACACGAAAGAGGGUGGAACAGCAUAAGGCAGAAGCAAAGGAGCUGAGCAUUCGAGUUGAAGAUCUAAGAAGAAAAUUGAAACAAGCAGAAAGCAAGAAACCUUCAGAGGCAAGAAAGGACAGCAAUUCUACCCACAAUCCAUCUUCUCCCUGAACUGAUAAUUCCUGCUGACAACACUGAAGCUGGUGUUUUUCCAACAUUUUCCCCAGGCCAUGUGGCCUUCUUCUCCCUUGCCACCUGUUCAUCUUGCAGUGAUGACAUUAUCUGUUCUACCGUCCAAUCCCAAAUAAACACAAAUGGGACAGAGUGGAGAACAGCAGAGGGGGGGAAACUGCAGCAUAGCACUAUAACACCUGUAAACACAUUCUCUAUUCUCAUCUUAAAGGAUGAGUGAAUGAAGGCUGUGGCAGGAGCUGUGCUCUCUCCCUCCCUCCCUCCCUCCCUCUCUCUCUCACACAUACACACACACACCUCCCCCCCUUACACACAUAUACCUUCCAGCCCUUGGAGCAAGUGAAUAGGCAGCUGUUUUCCUUGUAGUAAGUCAGUGAUGGGGAACUUGUGACCCUCCAGAUGUUUCUGGACUACAACUCCCAUCAUCCCUGACCAUUGCCCAUGCUGUCUGGGGCUAAUGGGGAGUUUGAGUCCAACAACAUCUGGUGGGCCACACAGGUUCCCUAUAUCUGCACUAAGUGCAUGUAGAGGGCAAUAAGAAGCUGUUGAGUCUUUCCCCAGACUUUGAUAUUUCUUUCAAUAUGCCAGCUGAUGGUACGUUUGCAAAUAAUGUUUGAAUAGCAGCACCAGUGUCUUCCACACCAGUUACAUGGAUGGGAAAGUCAGUGUAUUUUAUCAACACUACCAAUCAAUAUGUAAAUUUGCAUCAGAACCAAACAUAAGCAAUAACUUUUUUCUGACAUAGAUUAAUCUCAGUGCCACAAAAUAUAAUUGGGGAGGGCAGACAAAGAAAAAAGAAUAGAUGAAGAUUCAAGAAUUCAAGAAGGUUCUUUAUUUUAAUGGCAAUAGGUUUAUUAUUUUAUUAUAAUUAACACAGUAACCUUUUUAUAUUCUUAAAAAGAAUACAAUGAAUACAAUUAUUCUGGAAAACCUAAGAACUAGGUGACAUUAAAAGUUCACCAUUCCAUCUCACUACUAAAGUAGUUACAUGCUAAAAAUGCCCCCAGUUUUUAUUGCUUGAGCUAUUUAGCCUGAAAUGUAGAAGAAAAUCCUGUGGUCUGCUACCCAAGUCCUUCAUACCACAAAAGAAUUAAAAUAAAAAUUAGAUUUAAUCAAGUCUUGUAAUGAAGAAUGAGAUUGUAUAUUAAAUCUUAAUUACUUUUUUUCCUGAAAUGUAACCAAAUAAUUCAAAAUUAAUGUUGCAGUGAGGUAGCACUUCAGUUAGCACGACCCAAGAGGGUAAUUGGAAUAGUUAUGGAAUGUUACCAACAUGGUUAACAUACAUCUUUUGUCUUCUUUAUUAGCUCUUUGUAUUUUCAUAGGCAGAUAUUCUCU
This is a messenger RNA of Rhineura floridana, 2864 nucleotides long. RefSeq names its product coiled-coil domain containing 102B (gene CCDC102B). The record is from RefSeq and is a predicted model, not a curated record. Bases 60 to 1508 code for a protein of 482 amino acids. The transcript is spliced from 8 exons. Lineage: Eukaryota; Metazoa; Chordata; Lepidosauria; Squamata; Rhineuridae.